Fomitiporia mediterranea MF3/22 is the source of this 5536-nucleotide messenger RNA. RefSeq lists its product as uncharacterized. Gene Ontology annotation, cellular component: cytosol; RQC complex. Gene Ontology annotation, biological process: rescue of stalled cytosolic ribosome; ribosome-associated ubiquitin-dependent protein catabolic process. Gene Ontology annotation, molecular function: ribosomal large subunit binding; ubiquitin protein ligase activity. NCBI's taxonomy places the organism in Eukaryota, Fungi, Basidiomycota, Agaricomycetes, Hymenochaetales, Hymenochaetaceae. The coding region runs from base 1 to 5403 and encodes 1800 amino acids. The record is from RefSeq and is a predicted model, not a curated record. The transcript has 20 exons.
AUGGCCAAGGGCCAGAAAUCCUCUGCGACGUCUGCCACGCGUAAGAAGCAUGCGCUGAAGGCCACUGGAGGCGCUAAACAGGAGCUUCCUCUACCCAAGGAAAAGAAGAAGGACAAAGGGAAGGGAAAGGGCAAGAACAAGGAACCACGCGUUAAAGUCUUUAUACCACCUUCCAAGCCUGCUCCCAUUCGUCCAGACCCACUUGAUAGCCUCGGAAUCGCGAAGCGCCUUCCUCCUGAUAUCCUUAUCGUCCUUAGACGUCUUGGAAAGAAGGAUUCUAUUACGAAGAGGAAAGCCCUAGAGGAGUUACAGAGCGGUUGGCUGGACAAGAUAUCGAAGGGAGACGAUGACAGCGGUACGAUUGAAGCAACUCUCACAACUUCGCUUCCUGUUUGGUUACACCAUCUCCCCUCGUUGCUCCUGAACGUCUCGCGCAGAAUCAGAUUGCUUGCUGCUGCUAUUCACACUUCACUCCUCCGCAUACAAUCAUUACACGAGCAGUUUGUUUUCUUCCUUACAGAAACGGGCGAUGUUUCCCAGAUUGAGCCGAUCAUUGGGUCGUGGUGUAUGGCCGCAGAAGACGUUGAUAGAAUGGUUUCGAUACAAGCGAAACAAGCUUGGGACCUCGUUUUCCAGUCAUUGCCUACGUCUAGUUCUGGAAUAAAUCUGGAUGACAAUUAUCUGAAACUCUUACUAAGGUUUAUUAGACGUGCAUUAUUUGAUCCCAUGGCUGUCUACUCGGACUUGAAUCCGAUACAACCGUCAGUCGAGUCUUCGCUGCCAGCUCAUGCUUCACCACGUAACAAAGGUGCUCCAAAACGGCCUCCUAUCCCACCUAUUGUCGAAGAGGAUGCAUCGCUCCGUAAGCCGGAAGAGGAAGAAGAAAGCGACGAUGAUCGGAAAGGAAGGUUCCGGGUGGGAGCUCUGGGCGUAUUGCGAUGGCUAUUGGAGAAGGACAAUAUUUCUAUUUCUGAGCAGCUUUCUGAGCUCCUCUCAUACCCUCUACUUUGGACGAGCCUAUAUCAUGGCUCAGCUCCUCCAUUUUGCGAUACACAUUCUUCGUCUGGUUUCAUAGGCGACGAGCAGCCUGCCGCUCGAAAGGCAGGGUGGUCCGUCCUUCGGAUCCUUCUUAGAAAGCAUUCUUCCUAUGUUGACGAGACGAUUUUGCGAAUCCUGAGUUCUGCUGUGCUUAGGUCGGCGUGGGUAGAGCCUGAUUCCGGGGUCCAGAGCAGCAUGUGGGAGCCACUACUCAAGUUUCUAACGAGUUUCCCUCAGGCUUGGAAUAUCGAUACGUCUGCUAGCACGUUGGACAACGAAGCUGGGGAAAAUGAUGAAGAAUCCGACGAUGACUCAUCAGAAGGGAACAAAGACACAGAGGAUAACGAAAAGACGGAAACGACAAGCCAGAGCCAUUCUGAAGCAUUUCGCGAAUUUCUUCUUUUCUUAGAACUCGGUUGCUAUGGUUCACCAGCACAAGGUUAUCCGACUAUAGUGAUCAUCCUGUCGACGAUCCCUCCCCCCAUAAUUGGAAAGGAGCCAGAUUCGUGGUCGGACUUUCUCACAUCCUUUUGGGCUGCACUUGAUGGUCGCGCGCUCACAUCGCUUGCCGCAGAGCGUGCUUUGGCAUCAUCAGCCUUCCUGAGUGCUCUGCUUGAGUGUCUUAUUCUACUUAUCAAACGCUCUCGGGUGUUCUCGGACAGCACAUCAAAUAAUGACGAGGACAAUCGUACAGCAGCAAAAACUAUUCUCGGACAGCAGUUCGGCCGGGUGUGGGAGGAGCUCAUUAAAGAUCGACUGAAGGUACAAGAUAGAACUGCUGGUAAAUUAUUUACACAGACGUUUGCUCGCCUAGCGGAUAUAAACGACGCUUUAUUUGCGGCAGCAUGGGACCCGAUUUCUUCAAGUGUUACUGCUGCCCUAUCGCCUGAGCAUCGCGAACCGCCAUCAGCAAGUAUCAAGCGAUUCACAGCGCAAUUCUCGUUACUCAGGUCAAUCCUUAAUGAAAGUAAAGGACUUCCCGAUGCAUCAUCUUGGAGUACAAAAGUCUCGGUACUUGUAUGCACAGCUGCCAGAGUAUUGCUCGAGCAGACGGACGAGCAAUUGGGCAAUACAGGAAAGACUAGGUUAAGGUUGGCCGAUACGACAUUAAUUCAACGCCUUGUAGAAACGUUGAGACUCUUCGGAGAACUACUUUUAAGGAACAGUGACCUUACUCCGAGAAUCGAUGCCGUGAUGAGCAAGAACAUUUCCGGUAUUCUGCAAUCGGAUGUAACUGUGCAGCUUCUCAUUGUGUUUCUUCGGCAUCGUGGUGAUAACAAUGCAUGUCUAUCCCUGUGGCAUGAUACAUUGAAAGUAAUCUCAUCUGAUACGGUUCUCCAAGAAGAAGCUCUGCCUAUACUCUUGGUUGCCGCAGAAAGGGAUGACUUGCCGGAUUUCCUAAAGCCAGAAGAUGACGAGAUGGAUAGAAUUGCUUCUAGACUCGUCCUUGACUUACUUUCUUCUGACGAACAAAAGGAAUCGUUGAAAACCACGGUGGAGCGACUUCUGAAACGGCCAUGUUUCUUCAUCUCGUCUCGCGCUGCGUCUGACCUGCUACGUACAAUCGCGUCCGUAUUUGCUGAAAAUUCGAGAAACCUCAUUCGAGAUGCAGAAUCAUCUGCAUCACUCGUUCCUCUGCGGACCCCGUUAAUGCUAUUGAGUUCGGUAAUAGAUACGCAACCGACUGUUGCGUUAUCAGAGGAAGUCCGUGCCUUUCUUCCAGACGUAUUUGUCUUUGGUUACAUUCUGCCUCGAGCGGAACUUCUGUCGAGCGAGGCACGGAUCCUCUGUACGCAGGCGAGACAGAUUUGGACGACUGCUAUUUCUCUGGAAGGUCUCAGUUCGGAAGAGCGGGAUGCAUUACAAAGUUCUGUUCGAUCAUUGCUCCGCGAUCUACUUAGCGACAUUAACAGCCGUGCUCCGCCUGAAGCAAUACUCGAGAUCGUAUAUGAGGGCCAUGCAGGCAAUGCAGUGGAUUUAAUGAGCGAACUCUUUCCUUCUCAGGAUCAAUUAGAAGCUUUGCUCUAUGAUCUUCCAUCCAACCCAGUUGAUCCUAUUCUCGCAAUUGUUGACCCAUUAAUCCCACCGCAGUCCAUGUGGAAGGAUGUGCCGAAUCGUGUGAGGCUGCCGUACGAUCGAUCAGGCUUAUGCGAAUUUGCUAGAGUCGUGAACUCGUUGCUACUCGUCGCCUCAAAGAGCCGAGAUUUUGCACGACAGAACAUAUGGUUAUUACGACACUUUCUUAUUCUCUCGCUUGCGGCGUCGGAACGACGCCUUGUGCCUUCGGCGACUUCAGCAUUUUUCUCAUGUAACGUUCCAGAGAGCAUAUUGGAAGAGAUCACGACGCGGGUGAAGGCUUUGACUGCGUUCCUUCUUUCGGACGUGGGCGACGAGGACUGGCAUGCAUCAUUAAUUCAAACGUAUGAAAAGGGUAAAAACGGAGAUCAGACGGUAUUUGCCUACAGAAACUUUCCCUCUUUCGUACUCCAUAUGCUUGAAUCGGCGGCACGACGCGAUGACUUGCAAGAGUCCAGAGCUUUCUGCACAGUUGUCCAGUAUGUUCUUAACGGCGCGGUCAGGAAGGAUGCCGAACAGUGGAUGACUUUGGCAAAACGUUUAGAAAACCGAUCUCCUAAUACUGCGUUGGCCAUCGCUCAUGCAGUAAACAAAAGCGGACUUGAGCCUCCCAGUCUAGAUCGUUAUCGGAAUGAACUCGCUGCGAGUGCGCUGGGCGUCGGGGCCUCAAAAGCUAACACCGAUGGCGUCGCAUUGCUCCAUCGCUUGAAUCUGGUUGCCCCGGAUCCAAAUUCUGAUGUUGUGUUUCUUCCACAGAACCGUGCUAUUAACUUUAUGAAAGCUUGUCAGAGCUGGAUAGCAUCGGAUGAAGAUAUUUCUGAGGACGUGGAAAGCGAGAUGACGCUUGUUUUCCAGCACCUUGCUCCGAUACUUCAAACCGUAUCUGGUGCACAUUGGGAUUUCGUCUUCGAUGUUGUCGAGAAUAACUUGGAGAAUUGUUCAUUUGUGGACACGUCAAGUCUCGUAGCAUUGACACGGACGCUUAAGCUUAUACUCAUUAUUCAAGACUUGUGUGGUUCGAAUAAGUCCUUACGUGCAGCUUGGCAGGAACGGGAGAUGCAGAUACUGUCGCUCGUACGAAACAUCGUGCAACAUGCUUCAGGAUCUUCCGCAUCGAUUCCUAGGUCUAUAUGCUGGGAGAUGGCUCUGAAAAUUGUGCAAAAUUUACCCUUAUCGCUAAUUGAUCACGAGACACUACCGAAAAUGGUGCAUCUUAUCCUUGACCCUUCACCAGAGGUUGCGAAAAUGGCCUACGAGCCGUUAUUCAGAGCUGCUCGGAAGAGGACUGAGUAUCUAGUUGUGGAAGCUGCAGUAGAAACUUCGAAUGAAAUGUCAAGUUACGAAAUACCACCAGAGCUACUACAGGUGCUUCAAGAUGCACUUGAACCGGAUGACGGAUCAGAUCCGAAAACGUUUGCGUAUCUACUAGGAUGGAUGAUCAUUUUCGAUCUGUUUGACGAAGCAUCGCUGCGCGUGAAAAUCGGCUAUGCUACUCAACUGCGGAACCUGGAUUUAAUUGGAUCGAACUUUCUCCCCUUUAUCUUUGACUUACUUGAAGUGUAUCGUGGGAGGGGUAAACCAUUUCCCUUAGAGCAAUGGUCUGUGGAAGAGUACUUUGUCCAAUUUUACGACACAGAGACCCGCCUCAGCCCACGACUCCUGGCUGCACAUCUAUUCUACCGGGCCCUUCUAAACGUGCCUUCCCUCAUUGCAAGUUGGUGGACAGGUUGCAAGGAUCGGCAGCUUGUUAUUGCUGUGUCAAACUUGACAACGAAAUAUUAUUCCCCUGUACUCAUUGCUGCUGAACUGCAGCAUGUCAAGGAUCCGGCUGGUGUUGCAGAGCUUUCUGGAGAGAAUUGGAAUGUUAAGGUCGCGGCUGGGGUUGGCGAGGUCGCUGCUUCGUAUACGGUCGAUGAACAGGUCAUGGAGAUCGCCAUCUGCCUUCCCCGUGAUUACCCGUUACAUGGAAUUGAAGUUCGUGAGGUGCAAAAGCUCGGCGUUGAGGAGAACCGGUGGCGUGGAUGGCUACUUGCAGUACAACAGAUUGUCACUUCUCAGAACGGACGGAUUGUCGAUGGCCUGAGCAUAUUCAAAAAGAACGUGACCCACCAUUUCGAAAAUCAGACAGAAUGUGCUAUUUGCUACUCAAUAAUCAGUGUCACGGAGUUAUCAUUGCCGAAAAAGCGCUGCAAGACCUGCAAGAAUCGAUUUCAUGCUGGCUGUCUAUUUAAGUGGUUUAACACGAGCCAUACAUCUUCGUGUCCGCUUUGCCGUUCUGACUUUAUUUGAAAAGCUCCAAUAAAUCAUUACCAUUGCAUUACAUCAACCUCCAUAGAUUCACAGUUCAUCCUGUAGCUUCUGACUAGACAUGUAGCGAAGUAAAUUCAGUGUACACUGCUAGUAUAUUAUAUGCCAUCUUUUC